Galeopterus variegatus (Sunda flying lemur) is the source of this 2396-nucleotide messenger RNA. It is a transcript of the gene MBP, whose product is annotated as myelin basic protein. Lineage: Eukaryota; Metazoa; Chordata; Mammalia; Dermoptera; Cynocephalidae. Gene Ontology annotation, biological process: myelination. Gene Ontology annotation, molecular function: structural constituent of myelin sheath. The coding region runs from base 255 to 842 and encodes 195 amino acids. The transcript has 8 exons. Gene Ontology annotation, cellular component: compact myelin; internode region of axon; neuronal cell body. The record is from RefSeq and is a predicted model, not a curated record.
CAGAUGCGAACCAGAACAAUGGGACCUCCUCUAAGGACACGGCGGUGACAGACUCCAAGCGCACAGUGGACCCGAAGAAUGCCUGGCAGGACGCCCACCCAGCUGACCCUGGGAGCCGCCCCCACUUGGUCCGCCUCUUUUCCCGAGAUGCCCCGGGGAGGGAGGACAACACCUUCAAAGACAGGCCCUCCGAGUCGGAUGAGCUCCAGACCAUCCAAGAAGACAGCACAGCCACUUCCGAGGGCCUGGAUGUGAUGGCGUCACAGAAGAGACCCUCCCAGAGGCACGGAUCCAAGUACCUGGCCUCCGCCAGUACCGUGGACCAUGCCAGGCUCGGCUUCCUCCCCAGGCACAGAGACACGGGCAUCCUCGACUCUCUGGGGCGCUUCUUUGGUGGUGACAGGGGGGUGCCCAAGCGGGGCUCCGGCAAGGUACCCUGGCUAAAGCAGAGCAGGAGCCCUCUGCCCUCUUAUGUGCGCAGCCAGCCUGGGCUCUGCAACAUGUACAAGGACUCACACCACGCGGCAAGAACUACCCACUACGGCUCCCUGCCCCAGAAGCAGCACGGCCGGCCCCAAGACGAAAACCCUGUAGUCCACUUCUUCAAGAACAUUGUGACACCUCGCACACCACCUCCAUCGCAAGCAAAGGGGAGAGGACUGAGCAGAUUUAGCUGGGGGGCCGAAGGGCAGAAGCCAGGAUUUGGCUACGGAGCCAGAGCUUCCGACUAUAAAUCGUCUCACAAGGGACUGAAGGGGAUCGAUGCCCAGGGCACGCUUUCCAAAAUCUUUAAACUGGGAGGAAGAGACAGCCGCUCCGGAUCACCUAUGGCUAGACGCUGAAGCCCACCCUGUCCCUGCAGAACCCUGUCCUCAGCUUCUUAAUUUAACUGCCUAAACUUUAAUACCAUUUGCAUCUCAAUUAUCUAGUUAGAGCAGAUGACCCCACAGCUAAUGCCGGUGGAGUGCGCGCAGUAGGUCAGGCACACAGCAUCCUCCUGGCAGCUGUGGCCAACAGUGAAAUGGAAAACGAAAACAGAAAAUGGGUAAAACUGUCACUUGACAUCUUCCUGAGUAUCCACCCCACUGCUAUCAUGUCCCCAGAUGCACAUCAGUCUCCAUAGGUCCAAGUGCAUGGAUGUCCUCUACCCCUGGACUUCUCUUAGCCUUGACUGUGCACCCUCGAGCUUCCGGUGGGCACUGCCGCCAGGCACAGCGCUGCAGAGACAGAGACAUGCGGGCAGGAAGGACUGUUGUGAUCCAAGCUUCCUUUGGUUUUCUUUUCCUGCCCCUUCUCUCACCUCCUCAAGUAUACUUUAUUUUUCCUAACAGGAUUAGACAGUCAAGGAGUGGCUACUACGCAUGGGAGCUUUUGGCAUGUGAAUGUGGGCCCGGGCAGCUGUGAGUCCAAUGCGGGGCAGCACAAGAGAGGGGGGUGUGCCCCCAGGCCGGGCUGCCCCGCACCCCCUUAGCUGAAUUCGAGCGUGGCAGAGAGAGGAGAAGGCGGCGGGCGUGGGGUGGGUGGUGGCCUCACCCAGGACACGAACGGCCUUGGAAGCAGGUGCUGGAGACACUAUGCGUGUGGCCACUGGGUGUCCCUGUGGCUCCGCACAGGGACAGACAGAGCCACUUCUGUGAACAACCUGUUUCCUAACCAAAGCCCAGGCCAGCAGAGAGUCCAGGCAGAGGGGCACAUCUCUGAGCAGAGCAGCAGUUCUCUGUGGCCUCGCAGUGUCACACUGGUCACUCCUCAAUGCCAGUAUGACCAGUGGCAUGCUCGCACGGCAGCGCACAUUGGCCAACACUAACCCUCGGAGAGAAGAUAACUGUCUCAUCUGCUUGCCUCCUAGAAAUGACCGUCCCUAGAGAAUAGAUUAGGUGUGCACCCAUUCCUGACCCACUGACCCAGCCGCGGCUGGACCUGGGCAGCCGCGUGAAGAGUCAGAAGGAGUUCUUUGAACCACACUCUCUUCUAACCCUGCUGACACCUCCUUGAGCUCUUCCCUCCAUAACGUACUGAUGCCCACCUUUUGAUUUUGGCAUAUAUUUUACAGGCCUUCCAAAGAGCCCCCACACUGGCAUCGCUCCCCCUAGAACGAAGAGCAUAGUGCCAAAAUGCGUCUGUUUAAUCCCAUUCUAAUUCUGAAUGUUUACUGUGGGUUUAAUAUGAUGUCUAUUAAUAUAUAGCCUCGAUGAUGAGAGGGUAAGAAUAAAAAUCAAAAGGAAAAAAAAUUCUGGAAACAAACCUCCACAUUGUUCAACAGGAGCACUCUGCAACUUUGCAGUGAUUGCUGGCUGUGUGAUCUCUAUCCGUGGCUGGCCCCAAACAGCACGUGCUGCGGGGGGGUCCACGGGAAGUACACUGCUCUUGAACAUUGAAAUAAAAUAAUAAAUUUC